UGAAUUUUUAUGUCGUAGGAAAUAAUUCUGUCUUGCUGCUCUCUUCUCUUGUUGUUCUCUCUCUUCCACGCUCGCCAAGAGUCUGCAGCACACACUGAAAUUUCUCCAACUUAUCGAUAGACUCCACCCGAACCCAACACCUUUUCCCAAACCACACCUGCCCUCUCGCCCUCCCUCUCGCCCUCAUUCCAGCAUAUCGACCACCCGUUGCACCCGAUCAUGCCGGCCCCUACCACCACCCUCCUCAUCGAGGGCAGCUUCACCGAGCUGGCCGAGGAGUUCGCCCAGUACCUCGACACCCUGCGCAAGAACGAGGGCCCCAGCGUCCAGGCCGAGAUCACCCCGCUGCUGCAGCCUCUGCGCGAGAAGGAACAGGCCGACGAGGAGCCGGAUCUCAAGCAGCGGGAUGAGGUUUUGAAGAAGCUGGUCUCCGCGGCGGCCGUGCUAAACACUGCGCCAGAGAAGGAAAUCACCUCUGCGUAUAACCUGCUGUUGCACCUCAUCCACCAAGCGUCGGAUCCCGACAUGUUCCUCUCGCGCCUGUGCACGUAUCUCGCCAAGCCGAUCCAGUCGUCUCCCCAGUUCGGCCCAUCGCUUGCCAUUUCCAUCCUGACCACCAUCUUCAACACGCUCGCACCCUCGGACUCGAGCCGGUACCACGUGCUGUUGGCGAUCGUGGCGGUGAUCCGGCAGAGCAGCUCUGCGUACGCGUACGAGGCCCUCAAGCCGCAGCUGACGAACCAGCUGCCCGGCUGGCUGACCGCGUGGGAGCUGGAGGAAGAAGAGGCCCGCAAGCUGCACCUGGCCGUGACGGAGGCCGCCGAGGCCGCCGGCGACAGCGAGCUGGCGUACGAGCACCUGGUGCUCGCCCUGCAGACCGUUUCCGCGGGGGAGGCCAGCCGUCCAGAGUCGCGCGAGCUGGCCAUCCGUGCCCUCAAGUCGUCGCUGCAGAACCCCACCGUCUUCGACUUCACCCCCGUGACGGGCUCGGAUGCCAUCCAGGCCCUGCGCGCCAGCGACAGCACCCUCUUCGAGCUGCUGGAGAUCUUCACCUCCGACACCCUCGACGUGUAUGAGGAUUUCGUCGCCGCCACCCCGCUGGCCACCAUCUCGGGCGGGGUCCUCGCCGACAUCGCCACCCCACUGCAGACCAAGAUCCGCCUGUUGACCCUCGCCUCGCUGGCGGCCUCGACCCCGUCGCGCUCGAUUCCCUACGCCAGCAUCGCCACCGCCCUGCGCGUCCCCGCCGACGAGGUCGAGAAGUGGGUCAUCGACACCAUCCGCGCCGGUCUCGUCGAGGGCAAGCUCUCCCAGCUCCGCUCCGAGUUUCUCGUCCACCGCGCCACCUACCGCGUCUUUGGCGAGAAGCAGUGGGCCGAGGUUCAGGGCCGCCUGAUGGUCUGGCGCCGCUCGCUCGAGUCCGUCCUGGGCGUUAUCCGCUCCGAACGGGAACGCUUCAUCCGUGACGGCAUCCAAGCUGCUGCUGCCGCGGCCGCCGCUGCCGAGGGUAAGACUGGCGAUAAGGCCAAGGAGCGCCGACGGAAUCAGAACCAGCAGCAGAACCAGCAGCAGACCCAGACCCAGACCCAGCAGCAGCAGCAGCAGCCGCCGGCCGAAUUAGUAGUCGAGUGAUCUUUUUUUUUUUUU
Molecule: messenger RNA, 1647 nt
Organism: Penicilliopsis zonata CBS 506.65
Lineage: Eukaryota; Fungi; Ascomycota; Eurotiomycetes; Eurotiales; Aspergillaceae
Exons: 2
Coding region: 220-1632 (470 amino acids)
Biological process (GO): cytoplasmic translational initiation
Cellular component (GO): cytoplasm; eukaryotic translation initiation factor 3 complex
Molecular function (GO): translation initiation factor activity
Source: RefSeq, a predicted model, not a curated record